GCGGAUGGGGCCUGGUGGUAUUAAAGCAAUGUCGCGGGCUCAUGACGUCCUCUUUCCCCGCUACCCGAGAGGAGGUUUUGAACUUUAACUCCAACAUCCAAUAAAAUCAACAAUGGCCGAGGAAGGCGUUGCCGCUGGAGGUGUCAUGGAUGUCAACACCGCUCUCCCUGAAGUGCUGAAGACCGCGCUCAUCCACGAUGGUCUCGCCCGUGGGAUCCGUGAGGCUGCCAAGGCCUUGGACAAGCGUCAGGCCCAUCUCUGCGCACUUGCGGCCAACUGCGACGAGCCCAUGUACGUGAAGCUGGUGGAGGCCCUCUGCGCCGAGCAUCAGAUCAACCUGAUCAAGGUUGAUGACAACAAGAAACUCGGGGAGUGGGUCGGUCUGUGCAAGAUCGACCGUGAGGGCAAACCCCGCAAGGUGGUGGGCUGCAGCUGUGUCGUGGUCAAGGACUAUGGCAAGGAGUCUCAAGCCAAGGAUGUGAUUGAAGAAUACUUCAAAGGCAAGAAAUAAGGUGUCAAUAAAAUUUGGAAAUUAAGUUAUUGUCUUAAGUGUUUUUUUUUUUUCUCACCUUUUUGGAUAUUGGACUGACUACUGUCAGGGACUAUGAAACCAUGUUUGGAUAUAUAACUGUAUUUAAACUUGUUCUAGACUAUACUGUUCAUGGAACUGAUAAAGUUUGUAUGAGUCUAAAUUGUGAGAUGUCAGAUUUCACGCACUAAUAAAUAUAUUAAGUACA
Molecule: messenger RNA, 737 nt
Organism: Morone saxatilis (striped sea-bass)
Lineage: Eukaryota; Metazoa; Chordata; Actinopteri; Moronidae
Gene: rps12
Product: ribosomal protein S12
Exons: 6
Coding region: 113-511 (132 amino acids)
Biological process (GO): translation
Cellular component (GO): cytosolic small ribosomal subunit; ribosome
Molecular function (GO): structural constituent of ribosome
Source: RefSeq, a predicted model, not a curated record